AUGGUUCACGAGGAUGAGAGCAGCGACGACUACCCCAGCCUGCAGUACAUGAACUCCUCCGAUGACGACAGCAUGUUGUACCGGAUCCCUGCCAGCAUUGAAGACCAAGACUACAUGGGCAUUGGACUGGAACCAUUGUUCCCUGCGAGCAGCAUGGGCUGCCAUGUGCUGGAUAUAUUGCGGGAAGGUCAGAACUGUGGUUCUGUUCAAUGGGUUGACCCAGAGUGGUCUCCUACAAUGCAAAAUGCACUGUUGAAGCUAUGGGAAAUGUAUCAAGACAGCAAGAGUGAUAGGAGGAAGGAUAACCUGGAGAGUUCACUCACUAUUCAUAAUUUGACAGAAGAAAAAAAUAAACUGGAGGCCAACUAUGACAAAUUAGUUGAAGAUGUUCAUGAACUUUUGAAUGCCCAAGAGGAUAGGGUGCUGGAUUUCAGAUAUUUGCAGUCUAAGAGUGCAUAG
Molecule: messenger RNA, 459 nt
Organism: Aegilops tauschii subsp. strangulata
Lineage: Eukaryota; Viridiplantae; Streptophyta; Magnoliopsida; Poales; Poaceae
Source: RefSeq, a predicted model, not a curated record